Messenger RNA from Linderina pennispora, 312 nucleotides. RefSeq lists its product as uncharacterized. The transcript has a single exon. Gene Ontology annotation, molecular function: RNA polymerase II cis-regulatory region sequence-specific DNA binding; DNA-binding transcription factor activity, RNA polymerase II-specific. Lineage: Eukaryota; Fungi; Kickxellomycota; Kickxellomycetes; Kickxellales; Kickxellaceae. Gene Ontology annotation, biological process: regulation of transcription by RNA polymerase II. The record is from RefSeq and is a predicted model, not a curated record. The annotation marks the transcript as partial.
AAAGCAUCGCGGAGAAGCGAGAGUGUGGACCCUAAAGGCGGAGAGGACGAGAAGCGCAAACAGUUCCUGGAGCGCAACCGGAUAGCGGCGCUAAAGUGCCGGCAGCGCAAGAAGCAGCAGCUAAACGAGCUGCAGCAGCGACACGACUACAUGGUCUACGAGAACGAGCGGUUGAAGAACGAGUACCUGCAGCUGCGCGAUAAGGCGCUGCACAUUAAGACGCUGCUGGAGGCACACCGGGAAUGCGCGGUCGCGCAGGCCAACGGCGUGUUUGGGAUUGACAGUUUACCACCCGGGACACCCAACAUUUCA